ACACGGAGGGGGAUUUUCUAGGAUUCGUCUUCGGAUCGGUCGAGAUGGGCCAUCGAUGGACGAUUAUAAACGAACUGCUGGUCCUUCAGACCGAGUUACUCGACGACCUUCCACUUGACGUCAUCUCGCACUCCGACAAAAGUUCCGUACCACACAUCCUCUCGCGCCGCCUGGUACCAUAUCUGCAAUGGUCGGCAUGCCUAGACGGCGAUGGUGACAAUGCGUGUUACCCAUCGCACAACUACCUGGAUCCCGGGACGAUUACAGACGCUCUCUUCAACCUGGUGAGCGGAGGAGAGGAGGAGGAAGAAGAGGACGAGGAAGAGGAGGAAAGCGAGGAAGAGACCUCCGAAGAGGACGAGGAUUAUAGUGAGCAUAGUGAGCAUGAGACGGGGGUGGUGAGCGAAGAAGAAGAAGACGAAGAAGAAGAAGUAGAAGAGCGGGAGGAGGCCGAAGAAGAAGCGGCCGGAGAAGAAGAAGCGGCCGGAGAGGAAGAAGCGGAGCAAGUGGAGGCCCAGGAGGAGGAUCCGGAGGCAGAGCGGCGCAGGGCGGCCAUCGCGGAAGGAAAGCGGCCAUUGGAGCUGUUGGUGGGAGUUGAUCUGCCUGUUCCGGACGACCCGGCUAAAGAUCCCGAGCCGCCAGCCAAGGAAGAUGAGCACCCUCAUGCAGAGACUUCUGGCACGGCGACGCACAGGCGAUCCCGCUCCCCCUCCCCUUCCCCCCGUCCCUCAGUUCGAGCUCGUGGCAAUGCGGGACAUCAGGCUACGUCCCUGUUCCUUAUCCCGCCAUCCCCUUGAUUACAUCACCUUCCGACAGAUC
Molecule: messenger RNA, 819 nt
Organism: Chara braunii
Lineage: Eukaryota; Viridiplantae; Streptophyta; Charophyceae; Charales; Characeae
Source: the annotation of a GenBank genome assembly